Molecule: messenger RNA, 1992 nt
Organism: Thalassophryne amazonica
Lineage: Eukaryota; Metazoa; Chordata; Actinopteri; Batrachoidiformes; Batrachoididae
Gene: tmem30b
Product: transmembrane protein 30B
Exons: 8
Coding region: 144-1157 (337 amino acids)
Biological process (GO): phospholipid translocation
Cellular component (GO): plasma membrane; endoplasmic reticulum; Golgi apparatus
Source: RefSeq, a predicted model, not a curated record
AGGGUGACGUCACUUCUGGACUCAGACGCGCAGGUAAAGGUGAGCUGCUUUUCCGCUGCUGCUUUCUUCUCCGCAAGUUGCACAACGUUGCCGACGUUUUGUUGAAUUUGUUUUUCCAUUUCUUGACGACUAUAAAUUGGAAAAUGGUGAAGGACGAGAAGACAGAAAACCGGCCUGAUAACACCGCCUUCACCCAGCAACGGCUUCCAGCCUGGCAGCCCAUUCUGUCUGCUGGCAUUGUCAUCCCAGGGUUUAUCGUCAUUGGCCUGGCAUUCAUUGGCAUUGGUGUUGCACUAUUUGUGACCUCACAGGGCAUCCAAGUAUUUGAGAUGGACUACACUGGAGUCGAGAGCAACUCAACGUGCCACGAUUGCAUUAAAACGACUCAACCAUGUGAAUGCACUCUGGAAUUUCCCAUCGAAAAACUGCUUGAGGGCCCUGUGUUCUUUUAUUAUGGCUUAUCGAACUACUUCCAGAACCAAAGGCAGUAUUAUGCAUCUAGGGAUGAUGCUCAGCUGUCUGGAGACCUGAAAAACUUUAAGGAUCCUUAUGAAGAAUGUAAACCCUAUCAAUAUGAUGGCAACAACAAACCAAUUGUGCCAUGUGGAGCGGUAGCAAACAGCAUGUUCAAUGAUACAUUCGAGCUGUAUCAGCGUGUCAAUGGUCUAGAGAAGUUGGUGCCUCUUGAUGGAAAAGGGAUUGCUUGGUGGACAGACUACAAUAUCAAAUACAGAAACCCCUCUGUCAUACCUCUGAAGAAUGCCUUUAAUGGUACUGUGAAACCCAUAUUUUGGCCUGUGCCAGCCUAUGAGUUGGACCCUUCAGAUCCUACGAACAACGGUUUCAAAAAUCAGGAUUUCCUGGUGUGGAUGAGAAGAGCAGCCUUGCCUGACUUCAGAAAGCUCUAUCGACGGAUCACAGAAGGUGAUUAUGCAAAGGGCCUGCCAGCAGGAAACUACUCCCUCAAAAUUAAGUACAGAUAUCCGGUCCUGAGCUUUAAUGGGAGAAAGAAGGUGGUCUUCAGCAAUGUAUCCUGGAUGGGGGGGAAGAAUGAUUUUCUUGGGAUUGCCUAUUUAGUGAUUGGUUCUUUGUGUAUUGUCAUGUCCAUCGUCAUGCUAAUCAUUUAUGCAAAAUACAAGUUCCCACUUGAGGAAUGAAUGUCUUGAGUUUGACCAGUUUGACUGAGAGCCAUUUUUGUACCCAACACAUCCACACACAGCAUGAUUUUUGCUUGGUAGCAAACACAGGAUAGAGUUUGCAUGAUAUUUUGUGCAUGACAUGUCCUACAAUUCAGAAGAAGCCUUUUCAUCAAGUAGUUAAGGGGCACUAAAGACUGGGUGCUGCACUGCAUUUUCACCAAUACAUGCAAACUACUUUUGUAGUGGAAUGCACAAAACACUGCAAAGUCAGGUAUUGUAAAUAACUCCCCAAGUGCUUCAUUGAGAUACUCCUUCCCAGAAGUGUCGUUGCUUGCAAGUCAAUGGUGAAAUCAUAAAAAAAAAAAAAAAAAUUCAUUUUACAGGGGUAUGUAUUUUAUUAAUAAUGUUUAUAAGUAUUCCUCUGUGAUUUCUCGGGGAUGAAGAGUGACAGCUGAGUGGUACAUGUCAUUUAAAUGUUGAUCAGAGGUUGACCAAAGGAGAAAUGCAACUUUUAUGCACAUUUUGUAAUGAAAUAUCUUCAUGCCUCCAGUAGGUAAAUGUUGGUAAUAUUUUAUAAGACUGUUGCAGUGUUUUUUUUUGUUUUUUUUUCCUCCCUCAGGUUUAACUUUAUGAUACUAUUUAAAGUUACAUUUAAUGUAUGUUUCUGUGUGCAGAGUUAAAGUUUUAAUGCUGUUUUUUAAAAACAAACAAAAAAGCCUUUAUUAUUUUAGUAGCUCAGGGUUCUGUUCCAGCCAACACAGCUCAUGGUUGUUCUAAAUAUACCUGUUUUAUUGUGACUGUUCUUUGAUAUUCAGAUUUUACUUGGCUAUUUAUUUAAUAAAACACAAAAAUC